Messenger RNA from Sinocyclocheilus anshuiensis, 1069 nucleotides. RefSeq names its product isochorismatase domain containing 2 (gene isoc2). The transcript is spliced from 6 exons. Lineage: Eukaryota; Metazoa; Chordata; Actinopteri; Cypriniformes; Cyprinidae. The coding region runs from base 342 to 935 and encodes 197 amino acids. The record is from RefSeq and is a predicted model, not a curated record.
UUAAUGUUACAGCGAGCGAAUUGUGCUGCAUUGUUGUAAUAAUCAAGGACAUAUAUAUUUCAAGGGCACACGUAGAUAUUAACCUAUACAUUUGUGCCGUAACGAGUCCUCUUUUCUGCAUUUUAUGUGCUGCUGCUUUUUAUGUCAUUUAUGAUUCUGUUGGUGUUGUACUCGGCUUAUUCAUUACCAUAUAAACUUCACUAGAGUUUCAACAACAGUUUUACCAAUAAGAGCAGUGGGUGGACACUUAUAUAAAGCACAUACACCCGGGUAACGGUGACCUGGUUUGUCUUCACUUGAUCUUUGCGGUCUGCGACUCCCCCAUAUUGCUCUGUGCAAACAUGGCAAGAAUUGGCAGGCUGUCCACCAAAGGCUCAGUGCUGCUACUGUGUGACAUACAGGAGAAGUUCAGACCCACUAUUUUCCAGUUCACAAACAUUGUGAGCAAUGCCGCAAGAUUGCUACAGGCAUGUAGAAUCUUAAGCAUCCCUCAGAUUUUAACUGAGCAGUACCCUAAAGGUUUGGGCCCCACUGUUCCUGAGCUGGGGGCCGAGGGCUUGAAGCCUCAUACAAAGACCAGUUUCUCCAUGCUGACGGAGAGUGUGGAGAGCGCACUCAAGAGCCUGGGAGACCCUCAGCAAGUCAUACUAUGUGGCAUCGAGGCUCAAGCGUGCAUUGCGUGUACAACCUAUGAUCUUGUAGAGCGAGGCAUGGAGGUUCAUAUUGUAGCAGAUGCUGUCUCCUCUCGAAGUCAGACAGAUCGUCUUUUUGCACUGUCACGACUGAAGCAGAGUGGGGCAUUUCUCACCACUACAGAGGGAGUUUUAUUACAACUAGUGCAGGAUGCCAAGCACCCCAACUUUAAAGAGAUCCAGAAGCUCUUGGCUCAUCCCUCUCCUGAUACAGGCCUGCUGGCCUUCUUCAGCUCUCUCUAGGGCCAGUCACACACCCUGCAGACAUAAUUACAUAAAUUACUUGAAAUCAGCACAAACCGCUCUUUGAACCUGUUGGACUCGUGUGAGCUCUGAGCAUUUGUGUAUUCAAAUAAAAUUAUUUACAAAGAAAUAAA